Chilo suppressalis (striped riceborer) is the source of this 2027-nucleotide messenger RNA. The record is from the annotation of a GenBank genome assembly. Lineage: Eukaryota; Metazoa; Arthropoda; Insecta; Lepidoptera; Crambidae.
CGCUGUCAAUCACUGUCAAUUUUAUGUCAACGAGUGACACCAUGCCGACCUAAACAUAACAUUCACAAAAACAACAAAAUAAUCUCUCGUUCCGUAGACAUAACUCAUCAUGUUCCAUCCGUACCGCUGAUAUACACAAUACAACCAUCAUAAUGGCAAAAUGUAAUAAAGUGAAAAACCCGUGCAAGAUAUGCUUAGGUCCCGUGACACAGAAGAACGGAUUGCAAUGCCAAGGGGCCUGUGAAAGUUGGGUCCAUUACGCGUGUUUAAAUUACACCCCUGGAAGGAUAAAGGACAUUAAGGCUGGCAUUAUAAAAGUAACAUGUCCCUGUCCCGACUGCGGGACGUCUAUGCCCAAGGAGUAUAGAACAGACGAGCCAUUCAGCUGUACGAAUAUGCAAUGUCCUGCUAACAAACCUCCUCAGUGUGGCAAUGUGAAGUGUCCAAGAAACGCAGGCACGGAGAAGAUGACUCAGUCUGGGUUUGGGCCUCCUUGUCCCUUGGGAGCUUGUGGUAAUGACUGUAAACAGCAUAGCAGCCCCAUGCUGCCCAAUCCUUCGAACCGGCCCUGCAACCCAAACGUGAUACCGCCAAUGCCCAUGAUGUCCUCUUCAGAUGCUUGCAUAGACUUCAACAAAUGUCCUUCGGGAUGUUCAGCUUCCAACGUAUCUGGGGAUACUAGAAGAAAUAUUCCGAACAUUGGUAAUAUAGGUAUCAUACCGAAUCAAGGAAGCCCUGUGGGUAACAUGCCAUCGCUUACUGCUAUGGAGCAAAUGUGCAACACAAUAGGUUUGCUAUCGCAUCAGAUUAACGACAUGAUGGUGAAGAUGCGUGAUGCUACCAGUGGUAGUUGUCCCGCUAAAGCUGAUGCUUGUCCCACGAAAGGUCAUAAGUCUAAAAAGGUCUGCCCAAAACCUUGUUAUUGUCCCGGUAAUCCUGCCAAGAAGUAGAAGUUAGAAUGCAUUAAAACUUCCAGUUAAGAGUACACCAAGUCAUAAAUCAUGUACAGAGUUCUCUACGAUUCCGUAAACGUUUUUUAAAGUGAAACAUUUAUUUUACAUUUAUUCUAUUAUAAUGGUUACUGUCAAAAAGAAUAUUGUGUUAUUCUAUUUAAACUAAGUAGUUAUACUUCGAGUUUUUAAUGAAACAUAUAAUUUAAUUCCUGUUUUGAAUGCAUUCAAAUUCGUAAAAAUGUACCGUCCGUGAACUAACUACCUACCUAUUCUACCAUGAAUGGUAGAAUUUCCAUUUUUUAUCUUUGCAUUAUAUUCUCAAAGCGUAAAUGGCUACAUACUUAAUAAAUUCCUAUCAGAAGUGUAACCACAAAAUUACUAAAAUCUGAUUGCCAUUUACACUGAAUCUUAAAUAAUUGGUAUGAAGUUUACAUCAAAAGAUGUCUCCUUGAGAAGGGUUAAUAAUCACCUAUAUACUGUCAAGAUUACAUUAAUUACAAAAUAACUUUGACCUUUAUUGGGAUUUUCGCGGGUUCUUUUCAAUACUCUUACAAGGUCGCCUCCGACACAAGAGAUAUUUAAGAAGUGACGACGUGAACAUUUUUUUAAACUCAGUAUCGUUUAAUAACAAUUAAAAGACUAGAGUUUGGACGUACAAAUUAUAAGGCAACAAUAAAAUCCUCAAAUAAAAUACCUCUAUGAAACACAAUCUCUUUCGUGCAUCAUGGCAAACAUUGGUCAAUUGAUUAAUGGUUACAAUAAUGUUUAAAAUACUACAAAAACAUAUUUACUUUAAUAUAAAAGCAGAAUACAAAUUGUGACAUAAAGAUGUCUAUUUUAAUAUUGACCUUUUUAUUUGUAACAUUUAAGUUCUUGAUUUAUAAAUACAUAGAAAAAAGAACUUGAAAAUCAUCCACCCGGCCAAGGUUUCAGGUUAUAAAGAUAUUUAUUUACUGACAAGAAAUUAUUUAUUUUAAUUGUAUUAUAUUUAUUUGACCGUGUAUGAUUUAUUUCGUGUUUAAACAUUAUAUUUAAUUUUAAAUGGCAUAAAAAAAUUACACCCUUCUACUACCA